Molecule: messenger RNA, 1302 nt
Organism: Schistosoma mattheei
Lineage: Eukaryota; Metazoa; Platyhelminthes; Trematoda; Strigeidida; Schistosomatidae
Source: the annotation of a GenBank genome assembly
AUGAGAAAAAAACUGGAAAACGUUAUUUCACAUCUCAUUGAACACUUAGUACAGUUACCAUGUGUAAUUGAUGACUUCUCUUUAGAUGUAUUAUAUAAGGAAAGUACUCAACAGCCUAAUUGUUUUCAAAUUGAAUUGGAGACGUGGAUUCAAAGAUAUGAAAUGGAAAGAUUAGAUAUAAUGAGUAAAGAAUAUGUCCAUGUUGAUCAAUGGUUACAAGAUAUUUCAAAAAAUGAUCCAUAUGCAAUCACAGUAUCAACAAUCAGAAGUAUUUUCAAUGAUCAUCCUGAAAUUGGUAUUUUCAUACAUCAAUUCAAUGAUCAAAUUAAUUGUUUCUUUUCUGAACUUAUAUUAAACACAUCACAUUUAUCAAUCAUAUUGAAUAGAACAAACAAUCUCAAUGGAAUUGUUCAUCAAGAUGAUUGGAUAAAACUUAUCAUUCAUAAUAUGAUUAUCAUGAAAUCAAAUAAAUCAAUAAUCUAUUUAUUAAAUUGUCUAUUAGCUCAUGCAUCUACAACAUUUAAUAUAAUGAAUUCAAAAAAAAUAACCAAUACUACUCAUACUACUAAUGUUAACACUACUACUCAUACUACUCAUACUACUAAUGCUAACACUAAUACUCAUACUACUCAUUCUACUAAUGCCAACACUACUACUCAUAAUACUACUACUAAUACUACUAGUGCUAACACUAAUACUCAUACUACUACUACUACUACUACUACUACUACUACUACUACUACUACUACUACUACUACUACUGCUACUACUACUACUAGUAGUAGUAGUAGUAGUAGUAAUAUGGAACAUAAAGAAGAAUCUAUAUCCACAAUUAUUCGAUCAUUAUUUAUUAUAGAUUGGUUCACUGAACAAUAUCCAUAUUUAAUUGAUACAUUAAUAAAUAUAGAUUAUAAAGAUUUACUUUAUAUUUUCAAUAUAAAUAGUAUUAUAUCUAUAACGGAUAAAUUCAAUGAAAUAUCUCCAAUGAAUUUAAUACAAAUCAAGUUGAUUAAAUGUAUUCUAAUUGCAUUAAUAAGUCGAUUAUAUGAGAAACUUAAUAUUAUCAGUGAAAUUUCAUAAACAAUGUUACAUAACGAGUAAUGAUUUGAUCAAGUACAAUGAGCACAAUGUACAUAAUUAAUUUCUUAAAAUGAUAUAUAUCUGACAUUGAAUCGUAUCUUGAAGAGUAACUUAGUUGAUUAUGUAUAUCUAUCAGUUAUAAGUACUUAAUUGUAUUGUGUUGUGUUGUGUUGUAUUGUAAAUCUUUUCACAUAGUAAAUAUACUGAUUCAUUGAUAUUCAA